Sclerotinia sclerotiorum 1980 UF-70 is the source of this 852-nucleotide messenger RNA. RefSeq lists its product with no specific name. Bases 1 to 852 code for a protein of 283 amino acids. Lineage: Eukaryota; Fungi; Ascomycota; Leotiomycetes; Helotiales; Sclerotiniaceae. The transcript has a single exon. The record is from RefSeq and is a predicted model, not a curated record.
AUGAGUAACUUCCAUGAUCGAUCAUCUGGCAUGGACGGACAUCCAAGUACACCUAACCCACUGGCUCUUUCACGAGAUGAAUCCAUCUCAAGAGUCGAGGUCGCCAUUGUCACCGACAGACCCCCAAUUGGCGAGGUACUUUCCCUUGAAACCGACCAUCCAGAUUGGACCAUCGGAUACGCAAGCCUAGGAGGAGGCACCAAAGUUGCCGACCCUGGAAGUCUUUACUAUGGCUUCAUGUCCGAAGUCCUAAGACAUCCCGCUCUCAACAUCAAUGAUACUUCUAAUUGGUCCUAUUACAAUUUCUAUAGCAAAAUCGUUGCGAACAGGCAAAAUAACACGGGCCCUGGUGCGGUAGGUCCAGUAGCCAGUUCCAUCGUAUCCGCCAAGGCAGGUGCGAUUAUAAUAACAGUUUUAAGCCCAGAAGCCGAAGUAGACCGAUAUAUUCCUCGUCUCCCCAUUGGCGAGCUCAUGUAUCAAUCCUGGCGCGAUACUUGUCACGAAGACGACACACUCGAAGCAGGCUACCAUUUGAGUGAUCUGAAAUAUAUCAUUUGUGGCCCGAUAGUUAAUCAAGGUAUGCACGACACGAUUAGAGAUGUGCUUGGCAGGACGGGUUACUCGUCUAGAGAAAUUAAAAGAGGUGUGCAAACUACAUUCUCUCUCAUUAAUUCGAAUCCUGGUCUUUUUCAGAUGUUAAUGGAAACAGAUAUUGGUAAACUGGUUGCGGGAAUGUGUAAGAAUCAUCCGCGAAGUUUACUUGCAAAACAGGUAAGUAAUAUUCAUGUUUGGAGUCAUGUUCCGGGCAGUGAUACCGGUGGUCUUUUGAUUUUUGAAUUGGAAUUGGUGUAG